Molecule: messenger RNA, 2144 nt
Organism: Conger conger (European conger)
Lineage: Eukaryota; Metazoa; Chordata; Actinopteri; Anguilliformes; Congridae
Gene: tmem264
Product: transmembrane protein 264
Source: RefSeq, a predicted model, not a curated record
CACCUCCUCCUCCUCCCGUCAGGAUGGUGCCCCCGCCGCCAGCGAACAAGCCCCACGUGUGCCUGUCCACCAUUUUGAUCAUGAGCAGCAUGGCGCUAAUGGACGCCUACCUGGUGGAGCAGAACCAGGGCCCGCGGAAGAUCGGCAUCUGCAUCAUGGUGCUGGUGGGGGACGUGUGCUUCCUCAUCGUCCUGCGGUACGUGGCGGUGUGGGUGGGGGCCGAGGUACGCACGGCCAAGCGCGGCUACGCCAUGAUCCUGUGGUUCCUCUACGUCUUCGUGCUGGAGAUCAAGGUCUACUUCGUCUACCAGAACUACAAGGCCGACCGCUCCAGCCUGGACGCCGUGGCCCGCAAGGCCCUCACGCUGCUGCUGUCCGUCUUCGUGCCCGUCCUGUUCGUGGUCCUGGUGGCCAUCGACCACAUGGAGUACGUGCGCGCCUUCAAGAAGCGCGAGGAGAUCCGGAACCGCCUCUUCUGGGUGGUGGUGGACCUGCUGGACAUCCUGGACAUCCAGGCCAACCUGUGGGAGCCGCAGAAGAAGGGGCUCCCCCUGUGGGCGGAGGGGCUGAUGUUCUUCUACUGCUACAUCCUGCUGCUGAUCCUGCCCUGCGUGUCGCUGAGCGAGAUCAGCAUGCAGGGCGUCAACAUCGUGCCGCACAAGAUGAUGCUGUACCCCAUCCUCAGCCUGGUCACCAUCAACGUCAUCACGCUCUUCAUCCGCGGCGGGAACAUGAUCUUCUACAAGGACAUGCGCGUGUCGGGCAUCCUGAUGGGCAAAAACGUGGUGGCCAUCAUCCUAAAGACGUGCAGCUUCGCGCAGUACCGGAAGCAGCUGCACAACGCGCCCCCGCCGUUCGGCGUCGAGCUCCAGAAGAACUCCGUGCCCCUGGCCCGGCCCAUGACCCUGCCCAUGCCCCCCCCGCCCCAGGUGGUGGUGCAGGACCUGACGGCGUUGCCCGAGGUGACCACCUGCGACCACACGUAGCACCGGACAAUCGGGAAGGACCGUUAAAAAAAAACAAUAAAAAAAAACAAAAACAGUCGUCAUUUUUAAAAAAACGAAAACGGGAUUAUUAUGUUUAGCGGACGCGGGAUUAUGGCAUGCUACGGUACUACAGUGGGCACAGGCAAAUGAACUGGAUUAAACAAGCUUCAUGUUAGCGGUACAAACCAGUGGCGGAAUUUUUUAUUAAAAAAAAAAAAAACGAGAGUGGUGUGGCAGAUAACCGGGGGCCUGUAUCACGAGAGUAUCUCAACUUAGUCGAGCGAAAUCCAAGCUGGAUCAACAAAUCCUAAACACACGGCAACCACGGAUAACUAGUAUCACAGCGCUGGUUAUAAACUCUCUCUCUGCCCACCUGGAAGCUCUCUCACCAUGGUGACAUAGUCUGAUAAAAAAGAGAGCGACUAUCGUUAUUCCAGAACUCUGGAUUAGGCACGAAGUUAGCUGACUACCCUACUGCUUUGUGAUAUAGGCCCCAGGUGAAUGAUUAGCGAAUUGUUUUAUUUUGAAAACCCUAACUUUGUGUGAUGUCUACGUAUGUGAGGGUGGUGUUAAUUUUACUGUAUCUCAUCUGCGUUUGUGACAGCGGUUUGAAAUCUAACUGUCACAACCACAAAAGUUCCAAAUCAUUCCUACUUCUGAGAAAAGGCACACUACCUACUUUUUAAACGAAGGCCACCGUCGUUUUUAGAUAAUACCCUGUAUUCUGAACUUUGCGCUAUAAGUUUGGAGCGGAACAGAAGAUAAUGUACUUUUUCCUUUCUUUUUGGAUAAGGAGGCAGCUUAUGGUAAACAAGGCUCCUUUGCAGAGAAAGAAGACAAUGUAUUUUUUGAAACCAUACUGUGAAAAAAGCCAACAGGUAUAUAAAUAUAUUUUUAUAUAGAUAUAUCAUAUAAUUAAUGGUGUGUGGUGCAUUAUGGGAAAGAAAAAAACAACUGGAUGGUCGUGUGUUGUGAUUUCACUCUUUAAGUUCCUGACCUGUUUCGUUUGUAGUUACUAUAUAUUCCGGUUAAGUACUGCAGUUGUAAAGAACCGACUGACAAUGCUUUAUUUGAACAAAAAAAAGAAGAAGAAGAGUCUUUUCUUAAUGAAAGUGUUUUAUAUGUGAUUCUUUGAUAAAGUACUGUGCAUACAUGAAA